AUGCCUGGUGUUCCUAAGGAUGCUCUCGACAACUUGAAGGCCAAGUUCAAGAAGAUCUUCAGCAGGAGCAAGAAGUCCAAGGGCGAUAAGGCUGCCGACAAGGCUGCUGAUGCGUCCAAGACUGACGCUGCCCCUCCUGCCACUGCCGACGCCGCGAAGGCAGAUCAGCCCGCUGAGGCGCCUGCUGCUCCUGCGGAGGCUGCCGCUACUGAGGCCCCCAAGGUCGAAGCUCCCGCCGAGGUUGCUGCUGCUGCUCCUGCAGCUGAAGCUCCCGCUGCUGAGCCCAAGGAGGAGGCCAAGCCCGCCCCCGCUGCCUAA
Molecule: messenger RNA, 318 nt
Organism: Daldinia caldariorum
Lineage: Eukaryota; Fungi; Ascomycota; Sordariomycetes; Xylariales; Hypoxylaceae
Exons: 4
Coding region: 1-318 (105 amino acids)
Source: RefSeq, a predicted model, not a curated record